Messenger RNA from Osmia bicornis bicornis, 885 nucleotides. RefSeq lists its product as uncharacterized. The coding region runs from base 1 to 885 and encodes 294 amino acids. Gene Ontology annotation, molecular function: RNA-DNA hybrid ribonuclease activity; nucleic acid binding. The record is from RefSeq and is a predicted model, not a curated record. Lineage: Eukaryota; Metazoa; Arthropoda; Insecta; Hymenoptera; Megachilidae. The transcript has a single exon. Gene Ontology annotation, biological process: DNA replication, removal of RNA primer.
AUGGCUGAAAGACCCAGGGAGGGUCUUCUGACUCCGGGGGGGCUGGUCUGGUUCACAGACGGCUCUAAGACCGGUAUCGGCACCGGAGCCAGGAUUGCGGGGGAAAGCCCUAGGGUCGAAAUGACCCACAAGCUGGGCCACCACGUUACGGUCUUCCAAGCAGAAGUGUUUGCCAUAUGGGCCUGCGCCAAAUAUAAUUUGGAAAGGGCCCACUCAGGCAAACACAUAUACAUCUGCAGUGACAGCAUGGCCGCGCUGAAAGCCCUCCACAAAGUGGAAAUAGGGUCGAAGCUAGUCAAGGACUGCGCACUGACUUUGAGACAGCUAUCUCUGAACAACAGAGUUAAGCUGCUAUGGGUACCAGGUCAUACUGGUAUCCCAGGAAACGAGAGGGCUAACGAAUUGGCACGACUGGGAGCGUCAAGCUCCCAGCCAUGCCAUGAGUACCCCAUUGGUGUCUCAACCUACGCGUUGAAAGGCUUGGCUAAGGACUGGUUAAACCAGGAAUUCACCAGGCUCUGGCACAACGCCAAUGGCAUGAGACACACGAGGGCCCUAUUUGAGGGACCGUCACAGAAGCUGGGUGACACCUUAAGUCACCUGGACAGGGCGCAGCUGCGCAUGCUCGUGGGCCUAGUGACAGAACUCUGGUACACGAGGAAACACCUCGCGCGCAUGAGACUCACGGAGGAGACAUUAUGUCCGAGGUGUGAGGAAGAGGACGAAACCCCUCUACACGUACUUCUAAGAUGCAGGGAACUAAGGGCCCGAAGAGGAGCAAUCCUGGGGACCUUGGAACCCUUAUCAUUAAGCAUUUCGGCUGGCCUGGUGCCGGCGCUUCUAAACUUCGCUGCAGAAGCCCAGUUGCCAAGGCACAUUCAGUAA